Colletotrichum graminicola M1.001 is the source of this 3195-nucleotide messenger RNA. RefSeq lists its product as uncharacterized. Bases 1 to 3195 code for a protein of 1064 amino acids. Gene Ontology annotation, molecular function: catalytic activity; protein binding. The transcript is spliced from 4 exons. The record is from RefSeq and is a predicted model, not a curated record. NCBI's taxonomy places the organism in Eukaryota, Fungi, Ascomycota, Sordariomycetes, Glomerellales, Glomerellaceae. Gene Ontology annotation, biological process: nucleoside metabolic process.
AUGUCUGAUCCUCGUAAUUACACCAUCGGCUGGAUCUGUGCCAUCCCCACGGAUUUUGCUGCUGCCCGUGCUUUUCUCGACGAACAACAUCCCGAACCCGGAGCGAUCGCGCAUAAUGAUAACAACACUUAUGCUCUCGGUGCAAUGGGCAAGCACAACGUUGUAAUCGCCGUCAUGCCUAACACGGAGUGUAGACUAGCAGCAGCCGCUGUAGUGGCCAGACACAUGGUCCACAGCUUCCCGAACGUCCGUAUCGGCUUGAUGGUCGGUGUCGCUGGUGGCGCUCCCAGCCAAAAACACGAUAUUCGCCUGGGUGAUGUUGUUGUCGGCAGUUGCAGGUCUGGAAAUGGCGGCGUCAUACAAUAUGACUACGGAAAAUUAAAGCAAAACCGAGGGUUUGUGGAAACCGGUUUUUUAAACCAGCCACCGCCAGUAUUGUUGAACGCAGUCGCCAGACUUGAGACGGACCACAUGAUGGAGGGCCCUGGACUCAAUGUCAAGGUGGAAAGGGCCUUGGGUCGAUGGGAGCAACUACGAAAGACACACUCUCGCCCAUCUGCGAUCACAGACCAACUCUACAAGUCCGACUUUGUACACCCGGACUCAUCCGCAGCUUGCUCCCAAGAGUGUUCUGCCAUCGUCUCCAACAUGGUCUCUCGACGCGAGCGGGGCAAAGACGAACACAACCCCGCCAUACAUUACGGAACGAUUGCUUCUGCAAACCAGCCGAUGAAAGAUGCCCGGACACGGGACAGGCUUUCGAGGGAACGGGGCGUCUUAUGCUUUGAGACGGAAGCCGCUGGGCUGAUGAACCACUUCCCCUGUCUUGUUGUGCGGGGUAUAUGUGACUAUUCUGACUCCCAUACGAACAAGAAGUGGCAGGGUUUUGCAGCCAUGGCAGCUGCAGCGUAUGCAAAGGAUCUACUUCGCCUAAUCCAUCCUAGUAAUCUUCAAGCCGAAAAGAAGAUGAAAGAAACCCUAGAACAUAUGAAUGGAUCAUUGUCUUCCAUCAAGUCAACUUUACUCGAAAUCGAAACUCAAAUGGAUACUAUGAGUUCCAACAGCCACAUCCAGAAACUCAGACAGUGGCUUUCGCCCCCUGACACAUCCAGUAAUUACAACAUCGCAAGAGAAAGCCGACACGAUGGAACCGGGUUAUGGUUUCUUGAGAGUGCUGCGUUUAGAGAAUGGGUGCAUGGAUCUCGUAAGCACCUGUGGCUCCAUGGGAUACCUGGCAGCGGCAAAACCGUCCUCGUCACCACUGUCCUUGAUCGUUUGGCUCUGAUGGAUGACCUGGUUACGCUCCAAUUUUUCUUCGACUUUAGCGACGCAAGCAAACAGAAGCCGGAAGACAUGUACCGGUCACUCGCCUUCCAGUUCUACACCAAGCGCAUCGAAUCAAGAAAGGAGCUCGAUAGUCUAAUGGCGUCUCAUGCCGAUGGUCGAAGACAACCGGCGGCGCAGGCCCUUUUCCAAUGCCUUCAGGCGAUGAUGCAGGCUAAAGGUAGACUUUGCAUCGUGCUCGAUGCUCUAGACGAGUGUACCAAGAGAUCCGACUUACUCAGGUGGAUCCAAAGCGUCAUUUCCAGCCCCAGUCAUCCCCAUGUCCAGCUUAUUGCUACGGGUCGGCCAGAAAAAGAAUUUAUGCGCGACUUUCGCAGUUGGAUUGGCGAGAGUUGUGUCCCACUUGAUGUCAAGUCUACACGCAUGGAUAUACAGUCCUACAUCAGUAACAGACUCACAACAAGCAAAGAGUUCAGCAAGUGGGCAUCAACGCCGUAUAUACUGCAACAUAUUCAGAAGGAAUUAGAAGUCAAAGCACAAGGGAUGUUCAGGUGGGCGGCAUGCCAGCUAGACAGGCUGGAGACAUGUCCUGACCGGGGACAGCUCGAAGCCGCCAUGGAAUCUCUACCGUCAGAUUUGAAUGCGACCUACGCCCGUAUUCUCCAGAGCAUCCCGCAGAGACGGCGGAAGAAGACAGUUCGACUACUGCAAUUUCUCGUUUACUCCGAGCGGCCUCUGACUCUUCGAGAGUGCGUAGAUUUGAUGGCUAUUCGCGUCGACGGGAGACGAUCCUUCGAUCCAGGAGACCGAAUGCCUGACCCUAUGGACAUUACCAGAUUUUGCCCAAGCAUGGUUGUUCUAACAGAGACUCCGGACGCUGCUUGGGGAGACUACUUGGUACAACUGGCUCAUUUCACAGUCCAGCAAUACCUGUUACAUCACUACGUCGAAGGGUUCCGGGGGGCCGAACCCAGAAUCAGCAUUACAGAGACAUGCCUGUUCUAUCUCGCAAGCGUAGAAGAGAUGGAGGUGGCCGAAAUGAGAAGGCUGUUUCCUCUGGCGACAUAUGCGGCAAACAACUGGAUGAACCAUGCUAGGUUGGCCGAAAGCUCAAACGGCACGGCAGCAGCAAUCGCGAGCUUCCUGCAAAGCGGAAAACGACGACGGGUAUGGCUUCAGCUAUGUCAUAGUAGUCGGCGAGACUUUGAUCCGAGAUCCGCCAUCGCGCCUGGGUUGUACUACGCGUGUCUCAUGGGGCUCACGGCAACCGUAAGAAUCCUGCUGUCAGACCGGCCAAACGUCAAUGCCACGAGCGACGUGAGGUACUGCACUGCCUUGCAAGCCGCUUCAAUAGGGGGUCACCGAGAGAUUGUUCAAUUGCUCCUCGAUGCAGGAGCAAACGUUGACGCCAUAGGUGGCGAAUGCAACACUGCUCUCCAAGCCGCUUCAAUAGGGGGCCACCGAGAGAUUGUUCAGUUGCUCCUCAACGCAGGAGCAAAUGGUAGCGCUCUUUGUGCAGCCUCGUCGAAUGGCCACCAAGAGGUUGUUCAGAUGCUUCUCGGCGACGGAUCAAGCGUCAACGGUAUAGCUGGCACAUACAGCACUGCUCCCAAAGCUGCUUCAUCUGCAGGCCACCAAGAAGCCGUUCAGAUGUUGCUCACAUGUAGCUGUCCGAGGCAGUCAUCGUAUGAGGUAACGGUGGGGCAUCAAGAGGACAAUUGCGAAUACCAUUCGAAUCUGCCACGUCUCUCCCAACUGGUCUCCCUAAAGCACCGUCUGGGAGACUUCGGACUAGAUACCGUUUCGUCCGGGUGGCUCCCGCUGCCACGACGCCGACACCUCCGCCAGGAUUCCGUUAUAGGCCUUGACAUUAGCAACCGAGAAAGCUUCGACGCUAGAGAUGGCGAAUAG